GAGAGAGAGGGAACGUGAGAGACUCUCUCGGUGUCGAGACGGGGGCGUGCGCUCGAUGGCCGCCUAGACCGCUCGAAUCGGUCGCGCCCGGGGCGUGAGCCAGGCGCGCGAGUACCGCGGCCUGAACGAGCGGGAUAGAGAGAGGACGGCGAGAGGGAGAGGAAGAGAGAGAGAAGGACAGACAGAGAAGGGGGGGCAAGAUUCACGUUCGCCGCGGAGGGCUGCGUUCGCCAAGCAGUUACUCCGGAACCGUUGCCUUGACGACACGCGUUCACGCAUGCGCGCACGCAACGCCGGCCGUACGCGAGCAACAGUCAAAAGUGCGCGCGCCAGUCGCCUCCGUCACCCUAGCCUUCGUAUCGCCGCUGUUUCCACCACCACCACCACCACCACCACCAUUGCCACUACCGCCACCACCGCCACCUCCGCGACCGCCGCCGCCACCGCGACCCCACCACCGUCGUCAUCAACAUUACCACCACCGGCGUUGAAUACCACCACCCUCGCCUUCUCGUAAGCAGACUCUGCUCUCUUUCUCUCUGUCUCUCUCCCACCAUUUCUCUCUCCGCCCUCGUCCUCGUGGUGCUCCGGCGGCGAACACGCGCGCUCGCGUCAACGCGUUAACGGGAGUGCGCGCUGUCACCGUCGAGAAACGUCAUUUCGCGGAUCCCGCGGCGAUCGACCACGAUCGUCGCUCGUACGCUCGCGAGUCGCGUAUACAUCCACCUUACCCCGACGCUGCGGGACGCGACGUCGUGGGUGCGCAUCGUCGUCGUUACCUGCCGCGUCGGAUGUUCCGUGUCUCGUGUCGUCGUCGUCGUCGUGCGAAUUGCCAACGGGCUCGUCCGAGGCGUGCGUUCGACCUGUCAUCGCGAGUGUCAUCGGCCGACGAGGGACGAGGAUGCUCUGUCGGGGGGUGAUCAGCCCUUGCAAGAGGAGGAAGAAGAUCGGCGAGUGAAGGAGCAGCCAGUGAGUGAGCGACGAUGCCGAUCCGCUGGAGAACACUUCGCUAGCAUAGGGAUAUCCCGGCACGUUUCAUGUAGUCGUCGCGCGGCCAACUGUCGGACUGUCAUUUGCCACCCGAUGCCUCCGCUGGAGGACUUCGGCGGACACGAGAACGCCCCGAGGAACAUCGCGCCGUGAAUCGAACUCGAGGUCCAAGUUGAGCGCCUCUUCGCCCCGUUAGCGCUCCUCCUCGACAACGGCGCGUUGGCGUCGACGGCGACGGCAGCAGCGUCGGCGUCGCCGGCGACAGCGAUCACGCGGAGUCGUCCUGUCAAUUGGAGCGAGUUUCCGCUAAUCGGCGGGCGAGAUGUCCGCUGACAUUCGAACGACAUUCGACGAGCAUUCGGCGGCCUGCUGCGGAAUAGUGUCUCGCGCACAGAACUCGCUGGACUCGCGCGGGACGUCAACGCGGUGCACGCGUACGUGACUGUAGUCGUGGCUCGUCGCCUGGGUGACCGCCGCGAUUAUCGCGAAUCGAAGUGACAUCGUGAAACACGAUCGCUGCGAGCCACAAGAACUCGCCCUCUACCGCUGUCAUCAGCCUACUACGGCCGAAAUCUCAAGGGAGAAACUGUCCGAGAGCACGGAGAAGGUCUCGUCGCGAAGCGUCGCCAAGUACCGCGGAUCGAGUCGACGAGGAAGAUGCUGACAUCGUGUUCUCCGCUGCGGUCCGCCUGAAGUCCGACGGAAGAGACCUAGAAAGUAGACCCUUCUGGAGCUUCAAGGGAGAGUCCGAGUCGGUCGCUUCCGCGUCGGCGGGUUGCAAGAAAAAAAGAAAGAGAGAAAGAAAGAAAAAGGUACAGAGAGAGAGAGAGAGAGAGAGAGAGAGAGAGAGAGAGAGAGAGAGAGAGAGAGAGCGGAGGGACUCCCAGCCGUCGGCGAGAGAUAUCACGGCGCGUCAACGGCUGCGUCCGCAGGUUGGAUGGUGCCGCGAGGAUUAACCCUCGGCAGAACGACGUCUCGGGAGCCGGAGCCGGAGCAGCUACGCUUUUACGACUCUCCGCCGCCGCCACGGAUGGACGCGAGCGUGUGCUGUCUGCCCGCCGGUGCCGGCACGGGAGCGCAGCAUCCUCAUCCGGCGGCUCUGCAGGGUCUACCGUCGGCCGGACAGCCGACGAUACAGCCGCCUUACCAGUACGCCGCGGAUCAGAUAGUGCCCGACCGGGCGCAACCCGACGGACUCGCCGUGCUCGGAUGCAACGCACAGGACGGCUGGCAGCAGAUCUCGUCGACGUCCACCGUCGCCGGGGCCGUGACCGCCACCACCGCGUACAUCGACUACUCGUGGCUGCAGAUGCAGCAGACGUCAGAUCUGGACACUUUGCUGUGCAGGCAAGAUCUCGAUCGUCUACAGAAGCUGGACGAAGAUGAGUCGGAGAGGGACGCGCGGGAGCAGUCGAUGCACAUGGAGGACUUCUUUGAGGUCGGCGGCCCGGUGUGCCGACCGCAGGCCAGCUUCGUCUCCGCCAGGAGUCAGCCGGCCGGCAACGACGACGACGUGUUCCUCAGGCCGCCGCUCUGGGAGGACAUCACGUCGAGCAUCCAGAAACUGGACCCGGAGAACGCGGACAUGCUGGGCUCGCAGCCCCACGUGAAGAUGGAGACGGACGAGGUGACGCCGCCGGUGCUGUCCCCGGUGGAGAUCAAGACGGAGCCGUUGCCGCCACCGCCGACUUUGCACCUUCUCGAGGGGCCCGCCGCGAACCCCGCCGCGCAGAGCUUCUCGAGCGCGCACCCCAACCCCUCGAGCGUCCAGCACGUGGUCCAUCAUCGGACGACGACGACGACGGUGCUCUUCAAGAGCUACCCCAACAACAACAACAACAACAAUAACAACAACAACAAUACCAACAACAACAAUAACAACAACAACAACAACAACAACGGGACCAACAACAACAGGGCGAGCAACGGCAGCAACGCCGGCAGCAACGGCAGCGGCAACGCCGUCAACGGUGCCAGCGGCAACAACAGCAACAGCAACGGCGGCGGCAGCAACAAUGACUCGACGACGAGUCAUCACGGCACCGCCGGCGGUCAUCAGGCGAGUGGCAACGCGACGUCGCCGCUCUACGGCUCGAUGACGAGGCUGAUGUAUAUUUCGCCGCUGACGCCACCGAUCUCCGACCCCGGCUCGCCCAUCGGCGCCGGUCCACCUAGGCGGACGCCGCCACCCCCGUAUCCCCAGCCGCCGAUCCUGAAUCCGGCCCACAGGAUUCAGCCGCCGUCGAUGAGCACCAGGUUCAACAGGCGGAACAAUCCGGAACUGGAGAAGCGCCGGGUGCACCACUGCGACUUCAUAGGUUGUACGAAAGUCUACACGAAGAGCUCGCAUCUGAAGGCUCACCAGCGGAUACACACCGGCGAGAAACCGUAUCAGUGUCAAUGGGCGGAAUGCGAGUGGCGAUUCGCCAGGAGCGACGAAUUGACGCGGCACUACCGCAAGCACACCGGGGCUAAGCCCUUUAAAUGCGCGGUCUGCGAGCGCUCCUUCGCCAGGAGCGAUCAUCUCGCGCUGCACAUGAAGCGGCACCUCCCGAAGCAGCACACCAAGUGAGGAGAGUGAAAGACGGAGGGAAAGAGAGAGCUCUCCUCUUCGCGUCCCGUUCGUUCGUCCGUUUCGUUCUCUCGACUACCUGCGUUGGACGCGCCGUUGUUUUCGCCAUUCAGGCUUCGAGGCGCGGUGCUUUCAGUCGAGUCUGUCAGCCUGGAGAACGCCGAGAAAGUGCGGUAAUGGAAAUUACGAAAUAGUCUCUUCAGCGAUAAUAAUAUCCGACGAUUUUAAUUUAUGUCGGACCAUUUUGGCGAAUUAUAUUUUUCGUGUGUUUUUUUAUUGUGCAUCUGACAGCUUGAUGUGUCUUUUUGUUUUCUCUUUCCCGAGAAUUUCGAAAAUAUUUCUCGUUCCUAUCAUUUCAAAAUUAAUCGAAAUCAUUUUGAAUCAUUUCGAAAUCUUCCAGGAAGAAAUAAUAAUUUCUCUCGUUUCUUCAUAUAUAUGAUAUAUAUUAAUUAUUAAUUAACUAUAUAUAU
Messenger RNA from Odontomachus brunneus, 4032 nucleotides. RefSeq names its product AAC-rich mRNA clone AAC11 protein-like. The transcript is spliced from 4 exons. The coding region runs from base 1928 to 3562 and encodes 544 amino acids. Lineage: Eukaryota; Metazoa; Arthropoda; Insecta; Hymenoptera; Formicidae. Gene Ontology annotation, biological process: regulation of transcription by RNA polymerase II. The record is from RefSeq and is a predicted model, not a curated record. Gene Ontology annotation, molecular function: RNA polymerase II cis-regulatory region sequence-specific DNA binding; DNA-binding transcription factor activity, RNA polymerase II-specific.